Messenger RNA from Zychaea mexicana, 282 nucleotides. RefSeq names its product signal recognition particle, SRP9/SRP14 subunit. The record is from RefSeq and is a predicted model, not a curated record. The coding region runs from base 1 to 282 and encodes 93 amino acids. Gene Ontology annotation, cellular component: signal recognition particle, endoplasmic reticulum targeting. Gene Ontology annotation, biological process: negative regulation of translational elongation; SRP-dependent cotranslational protein targeting to membrane. The transcript is spliced from 3 exons. Gene Ontology annotation, molecular function: 7S RNA binding. Lineage: Eukaryota; Fungi; Mucoromycota; Mucoromycetes; Mucorales; Lichtheimiaceae.
AUGUACAUUAGCAACUGGGACGAGUUCCAGAAAGCUGCGGAGGAGCUCUAUGCAGCAUCUCCCGAGACCACGCGUUACGUUUCGGGUUUCCGUCAUACCGAUGGCGAACUUAUUCUCAAAGUGACCGACGAUCGAACGAUUGUAAAAUACAAGACGAAUCAAGCAUCCGACCUGAGGAAGUUUACAACACUAAAUAUUAGUUUGAUGAGCAAGAUGCAAAACAAGUCCAUGGAAGGUAAAGACUUUCACAACUACUUGAUAACAACCAACUUUUGCGAAUGA